AUCUACGCGGAAGGAAAAAAAAUAACAUGUGACGUAAAAGCCAAGAUGGCGGCUCCCCUCUCCACGAUGAAAUUCUGGAAGCCGGGGUCUGAGGCUCCGGGGAUCUCAGAGGAGCGGGAGCUCAACACAGAGACCACUGGCUCCCCCAUCAUCUUCAACCCGCACACAGCCCUCUCCAUAGAGAAACAGCGACAGAAACUCCCCGUUUUCAAGCACAGAAACAACAUCUUAUACUUGGUGGAGAGCUUCCAGACUGUCAUCAUAGUUGGUGAGACGGGAUGUGGGAAGACAACGCAGAUACCUCAGUACCUUCUGGAGGCUGGCUGGGCAACGGAGGGGAAGGUGAUUGGAGUGACACAGCCUCGGCGCGUGGCUGCUAUCUCUGUAGCUAACCGUGUAGCAGAGGAGCGGGGGGCCCUGGUGGGACACGAGGUGGGCUACACCAUCCGAUUUGAUGACUGCUCUGAUCCCCACGCCACAAGGAUCAAGUUCCUUACAGAUGGCAUGCUGGUGCGGGAGAUGAUGGCCGAUCCUCUUUUGAAAAAAUACAGUGUGUUGAUGCUAGAUGAAGCACAUGAGAGAACCCUGUACACAGACAUAGCCAUUGGCCUGCUAAAGAAGAUUCAGAAGAAGCGGCGAGACCUGAGGCUGAUUGUGGCCUCUGCCACUCUGGAUGCCAAGAAAUUCCAUGACUUCUUCAACCUGAACGAGACCAGUGAUCCCAACAAGGACACCUGUGGAAUUCUGACAGUGGAGGGACGCACCUUUCCAGUGGACGUCUUCUACACUGUCAGUCCUGUCCCAGACUAUGUGAAGGCCACAGUGGAGACAGUGCUGAAGAUCCAUGAGACCGAGGAUGACGGAGAUGUCCUGGCUUUUCUCACCGGGCAGGAAGAGGUGGAGAAGGUGGUGUCUCUUCUGCAGGACCAGGCCAGGACUCUGUCGCGAUACGGCAUGAAGAAACACCUGAGAAUUUUGCCCAUGUACUCCGGUCUUCCUUACGCCGAGCAGAUGAAGGUCUUUGAGAGGGCGCCCACCUCUGUCCGCAAAGUUGUGGUGGCCACUAACAUAGCUGAGACCUCCAUCACUAUAAAUGGAGUCGUAUUCGUCAUUGACUGUGCAUUUGUGAAGCUGCGGGCGUAUAACCCUCGCACUGCCAUUGAAUCGCUGGUGGUUACUCCCAUCUCCAAGGCGUCAGCCAGCCAGAGGGCUGGGAGAGCUGGACGAAACCGACCUGGAAAAUGCUUUAGACUUUACACAGAGGAGGACUUUGAGAAACUGCCUGCCUCCACUGUGCCAGAGAUGCAGCGCACCAAUUUGGCCCCUGUCAUCCUGCAGCUCAAAGCAUUAGGCAUUGACAACGUGCUGCGGUUCAACUUCCUGUCUCCUCCUCCAGCUCAGACCAUGGUUCAGGCCCUGGAGCUGCUCUACGCUCUGGGAGGUCUGGACCAUUACGGACGUUUGACUGAUCCCAUGGGUGUGCGGAUGGCAGAGUUUCCUCUCAGCCCCAUGUUUGCCAAGAUGCUCCUGGAGUCAGGAAACUUUGGCUGCUCCAAAGAGAUUGUUACCAUUGCGGCAAUGAUGCAGAUUCAGAACAUAUUCGCCGUGCCGCCCAAUCAGAAGAAAGCUGCCGCCCGAGAGCACAGGAAAUUCGCAGUUGCUGAGGGAGACCACCUCACCAUGCUGAAUGUGUAUGAGGCAUUCAUUAAGCACCAGAAGAGCUCUCAGUGGUGUCAGGAACACUUCCUCAAUUACAAGGGUCUGCUGCGGGCUGUGACUGUACGAGAGCAGCUCCGGCGUCUCAUGAACAAGUUUAAGGUGCCGCGCACUUCGAGUGAAGGUGACCCUGAUGUGAUCUUGAAGUGCAUUGUAUAUGGGUUUUUCGCGAAUGCAGCCCGCAUUCACCAUUCUGGUUCUUACCGGACUUUACGAGACGAUCGUGAGCUUCACAUUCACCCCAACUCUGUGCUGUUUGGAGAGAAACCUCCUAAAUGGGUUGUUUUCAAUGAAGUGGUUCAGACAUCAAAAUACUACAUGCGCGAUGUGACUGCUGUUGAGUCGUCCUGGUUGGUCGAGUUGGCCCCUCACUUUUACAAGCAGGCCAAGCAUGGUUCACUGGCCAGCAAGAGGUCCCGGGUCCUUUAAAUCUUACCAUCCUUUCAUCACGUUAGGACAGGAAGACUCCUCAAACUAAAGGGAGAAGCCCCGUCUCAGAUACCUCUGUGCUCCUCUCCAUUUCAUUGUAUAUAAAGAUGUAAUAUAUAUUUAUUGUCCAUGUCCACCUGCACAACCCCUCACCACUAUGUGGCCAAGCUGGAAUAGGAUUGAGUGGAUACAUUUUUUAAUGUUGACUUCAUAUGAAAGGUUAUGUCUGGCCUUUGCGCAGUGAUGUUUAUAUGUGAUCAGCGAGAGUAAACGCUGAUGAAUGAGAAAAUGAGACCAGGAUGCGUCUGACUGGUUUCCAUUCAAGCGUGGUCACGUAGUUCACUUCAUUCAUACUUGUACAUAGUCAGAGCAGGCUCAGGUCCAGGGAACGUGUACCACCGGCUGUCCACACCUGGUUCUUGGCUUCAUUAUUUUUUUAAUUGCUGUAUUUUCCUGCUGCAUGAUAAAUAGUGGAAGACAAUGGUAUGUGAGGAUGAUUCCCUUUGAGAGACUCACGGGUUAGUUUUUUGGGUUAGUGCCUUUAUGUUUUUAACUGGUUUACUUUAACUCCAAUUUAUUUUUGAUUUCGUAACUUUCCGUACCUUCAUACAGAAUGUAUUGGUAUAUAUAUAUUCAGAUAUUUGCCGCAGGAGGAAACACAUUUAUCUUUUCCAUUUAAUAACGAUACUGUGAAAAGGCCGCUUUACUUUUUUGAUCCUCGUUUUCCACUCCGUAUCGCCACUUAACUCCAGUCUAGCGCCGACACAGUGGCCUUGUCACCACUCUGUGCCAAUUCUUUCUUUAUCAGCCUAUUUUUUAGCAUUUCAUUUAUUUUCUUUCAGACGGAAUGUGUAAAUACACCCAAGCAUUGUAAAUGAAAAGCUGUGAAAUCAAAACUAAAAAUGAAGUGCCAUUUGGUCCUGUGAUGACAUUAAGUGCAUUGAGACACGCGUCCAGAGCCUCAAAGACACAGUAGCAUUUAUCCGAUUUCAGCCGUCUCUUUGGCGAUCAUGAUUGCCUUCCUUCCUACGGUUCGUCUCAGUUUUGACAAACCUUAUUGUACUUUUUGUCCCAUUACUGUCACCAUCAUGGACCAGGUGUUCAGUAAAAGGGAUGAUUAUUUGUGAUUUCCAGUCCACGUUGACUGCACGUGUUCUACAUUUCCCGCUUUUGUUUUUGUUCUUAUAUUUCUGUUUUUCUUCAGAGGUAUUUGGCCCUGAAAGCCUCAGUGAGCAGUAUAUUAAAGGUCUGUCAUUUGCUUUCAAACCACCAAGGUCACUGUCACCAAAUUUUCACUUCUGCCUGCAUGGUUUUUUCGUAGAUCUUGUUCUUGAGGUUACUACUGUAGGUAGAUUCAGUGAAGCUGUAAUCAAACCACAGAACAACACGCCAUACCGUAGUUAGGUAAGCCAACUCAAAUUAAAUGGAUAUACAAAUGAAGUACCUCUGCAUGUUAAACGGUACUCUGAUGUAGACUAUACACUUAAGGUCACCUCGUAGAUUUUAUUGCAAAUGAAACCAUUUGCCUAUUGACUUGUUUAUCCUCGUUUGUGCUGAUACGGAGUAUGUACGCAGCCAAAGCAGUAAUCUGUAGACGUGUAAUUGCUCACCUCUGAGAUAAAAACUGUCACCUGCCAUUUCUUCCUCACAUCCUCAAAUAAAGCCUUAUUGUCAUG
This is a messenger RNA of Epinephelus moara (kelp grouper), 3821 nucleotides long. It is a transcript of the gene dhx35, whose product is annotated as DEAH-box helicase 35. Lineage: Eukaryota; Metazoa; Chordata; Actinopteri; Perciformes; Serranidae. Gene Ontology annotation, cellular component: catalytic step 2 spliceosome; intracellular anatomical structure. The transcript has 21 exons. Gene Ontology annotation, molecular function: RNA binding; ATP binding. The record is from RefSeq and is a predicted model, not a curated record. Bases 46 to 2145 code for a protein of 699 amino acids.